AUGAAAGGCCCUUACCCAGAGAUACAAGGCGGCGGCUCCCUGAUAUUGGCAUGGCAGAUCCGGAAUAAGCGGGUGCUUGUAGUCGGCGGCGGCGAGGUCGCCGCUGGUCGCAUCGUGAAUGUGUUGAAUGCCGACGCCAAAAUCACCCUCGUGUCUCCACGCGAAGGACUCAACGACGAAGUCGCGUACCGGAUAGAGCAGGGUCAGGUCGAUUAUGUCGAUCGCAAAUUCGAGCCCUCUGACCUGGACGGCGUCGACAUGGUCCUGACUGCCGUGGAUGACCCGGAGGCCUCUUCGCAGAUAUACAAGCUGUGCAAGGAGAGGCGCAUAGCCGCCAACAUUGCCGACGUACCGCCCGAGUGCGACUUCUACUUUGGCAGUGUCCAUCGCGACGGACCAUUGCAGAUCAUGGUCAGCACAAACGGCAAUGGUCCCAAGCUGGCCAACAUUGUGAGGAGGCAGAUAGCGGCUACUCUCCCAUACAACAUCGGGGCCGCAGUGCAAAGAGUUGGAAUACUGCGCCGGAAGCUACGGAAGGUCGCCCCCAACAUUGAAGAAGGCCCAAAGCGAAUGCAAUGGAUGUCCAAAGUCUGCGAGCAAUACUCCCUCGAUGACCUCUGCUCCAUGACCGAAGAAGACAUGGAAAUGCUUCUCGGUUUCUACAAGCCGGGCGCCGUUCCCACACUCGAAGAGGUCCGACUGCAAGAGCCAGAUGGAGCCAUGCAACUUGCACAGCGCCCGCCGUACGAAACUGUUGACUUCAAGGCCCUUGCUAAAAGCGACAAGAACUUCAAACAACUAUGGCAGCGCACGUUGGGCAAGUUGGACUUUCAAGAUCCCGAGACCAUCCAGACGCUAUCGAAAGCGAUUCUAAAGGUAGACUUUGGCCUUGAGCUGCAUGUUCCCGGUGACCGUUUGUGUCCGCCUAUACCCAAUCGCUGGAACUACGUCGCGUGGUUGCAAGGCCUAAUUGACUCCACAUCACCAAACUACACGAGCAAUUAUGACCCAAACCGACAAAUCCGUGGUCUGGAUAUCGGCACCGGCGCUUCUGCAAUAUACACUCUGCUUUGCUUGAAAUCGCGCCCAAAUUGGUCAAUGUGUGCCACCGACAUCGACAAGAAGAGCUUCGAGUCGGCUGCUCGCAACCUCGCCCUCAACACCCUCAUGACACGAACCAAGCUACUCCAAACCACUGAACUAAACCCCCUCAUCCCACUCGCAGCACUAGGCGUUGACCAUCUCGACUUCACCAUUUGCAACCCACCUUUCUUCAAUGACGUGGCCGACAUGCAAUCCAGCCUCAAAGGCGAGGGCAAGAGCUGGAAACCCAAUGCCGUAUGUACAGGCUCCGAGAACGAAAUGGUGUAUCCAGGCGGCGAUGUGGGCUUCGUAACUAAGAUGGUCAAUGAAAGUCUCGUGCUGCGGGAAAAAACAGUGCCAAAGCCAUUAUUCGUCUCCUGA
This is a messenger RNA of Pyrenophora tritici-repentis Pt-1C-BFP, 1464 nucleotides long. Its product is annotated as CysG, Siroheme synthase (precorrin-2 oxidase-ferrochelatase domain). NCBI's taxonomy places the organism in Eukaryota, Fungi, Ascomycota, Dothideomycetes, Pleosporales, Pleosporaceae. The record is from RefSeq and is a predicted model, not a curated record. Gene Ontology annotation, molecular function: precorrin-2 dehydrogenase activity; protoporphyrin ferrochelatase activity. Gene Ontology annotation, biological process: siroheme biosynthetic process.